UCUGUCUGUCCCUCCAACACACUGCUCUGCCCCUGAUCCCCACCAGCCUUUCUCUCUCUCCUUGCCUCUAUCUCUUCUAGGUUGGAUGGGCCCCCAUGAGCCUCUGAAAGAGACCAGGUUGAUAAGGCUUUUUCCUGCUGUUGUUUAAAGCAGGACAAUAUUUGAGGGGGUGGAGACACACUGAAAGGUUGUCUGGACCAUAGGACUGAAUGUUUGACGGCGGGUUCCAGGUGUCCUAGGGGCCUAAUAUUUUCAAGAUUCCCCAGUGGGGGCCAUGAUCACCAACAAAGAUAAAAGCAAAGUUCGCCCACCUAAGGACAGCAUGACCCUCUUGCCUUGCUUCUACUUUGUGGAGCUUCCUAUUGUGGCCUCCUCCAUAGUUUCCCUGUAUUUUCUGGAGCUGACAGAUGUUUUCCGCCCAGCGCAGGGUGGGUUUCAGUGCCAUGACCGUGCACUCUCUAUGCCAUAUGUGGAGAGCAAUGAAGAGCUCAUCCCCCUUCUUAUGCUUCUUAGUCUUGCAUUUGCUGCUCCAGCAGCAUCCAUCAUGGUUGGAGAAGGUGCCUUGUACUGUAUUCAGUCCAAACUGAAAGGUCGUAGCAGCUCCGAGGGGAGUAUCAAUGCUGGAGGAUGUAAUUUUAACUCAUUUCUGCGCAGAACUGUUCGCUUUGUGGGAGUUCAUGUCUUUGGGCUAUGUGCCACUGCGUUGGUCACUGACAUCAUUCAGUUGGCCACUGGAUACCAUGCCCCCUUCUUUCUAACUGUCUGUAAACCCAACUAUACCCGGCUGGGUACUACAUGUGCCACCAACCCUUACAUCACUCAGGAUAUCUGCACAGGGAAUGAUCAGCAUGCCAUCCUGUCUGCAAGAAAGACGUUUCCUUCCCAGCAUGCCACUCUUUCUGCUUUUGCAGCUGUCUACAUUUCAAUGUAUUUUAACUCCAUCAUCUCUGACAGUACGAAACUCUUGAAACCGUUGCUGGUCUUUACGUUUUCAUUUGCGGCUGGAGUGUGCGGUCUGACACAGAUCACACAAUACCGCAGCCACCCUGUGGAUGUAUAUUCAGGAUUUCUCAUUGGAGCAGGCAUUGCAGCUUACUUGGCUUAUCACGCGGUAGGCAAUUUCCACUCUUCCACUGAGGAACCCUCCAUCAGUCCUCCUACUAAAGAUCCUCUGCGAGCUUUAACGCAACGUGGCCAUGAAUCUGUAUACCAUCAAAAUAAGUCAUCAAGUACUGAUGAGCUGACUCCAUGUCCAAGAAGCCAGGAAUCCCAUCGUCAGGUUCCACGUGAAAAAAACUCUCUAGGUAGCCUAAAACGAGCCAGUGUGGAUGUAGAUUUAUUAGCCCCAAGAAGCCCAAUGGGUAAAGAGAAUAUGGUGACCUUCAGUAACACCCUCCCUCGAGUCAGUACUCCAUCAAUGGAAGACCCUGCCCGUCGUCACAUGACCAUUCAUGUUCCCACAGAGGGUUCCCGCACACGAAGUACAGGCCCUGAAUGGAAACCAAAGCCAAUGGAAGGGAGGACUCUGACCCUUGGUGAAGAGGUAGCCUUAGCCCAGGCUCAUAGGCGAGCUCUAUCUGAGACUUCAGGCAUCGCCCUUGAUGAUCCAGAACCUGAACGGGCACCCCCUUCACUUUAUCCUACUGUUCAAGCCAGGACAGGAGGUCCUCGGGUUGUUAUUCAGCCACGUCCAGCAGUACCACCCCUUCUUCACAUACCUGAGGAGAACCAGGGGGGUUCCCCUAAAGGCAGUUCUGCCAUAAGAGCUAAAUGGAUGAUGAUGGCAGAGAAAGGAGGAGUACCACGGGCGUCUGCUAAUGCCCCAAGACUUAUGCAGGUCAUUGCUUUGUCCAAGCAGCAACAGCAACAACAGGCAAAUGUGUUAGGUGCUAGUACCCCUAAGCAUUCAGAAACCUCUUCCUCUUCCACAACAAGUAGCUCAGAUUCCUCCCAAUAUCGUUCACCGUCAGAUCGGGACAGCUCCAGUAUUGUUACUAUUGAUGCACAUGCACCACAUCAUCCUGUAGUUCACCUUUCUUCAAAUAAUGGACCUUGGGAGUGGAGGGCUGGGCAAAACACUGGGGAGAUCCAAGAAGGAGCUGGGUAUGAUAUAAGCAAGGAUUUCCGUAGCUUCAGGGCCUCCAAAGGUGCUUGUGUGUCCCCUGGCUCCUCCAUUAGUGACCUAGAGCAAGAUCCUGAGCCACGCUAUGGUCCUACAGUCAAUGUGGCAGGAGGAGUUCCUACUCCCAUUGUAGCAGAAGUGAUUAGUGUUUCGUCCAGUCGUGAGGCCAGCCUCAGAAGGAAACCUCAGUCAGCUGUAAGAGAGGGAAGUGAAGAAGGAGAGGAACCAUUCUACAAAAGGCUUCAAAACCAGAGGUUCAAGGAGUGAGCUACAGGGGAGAUGGAGAUGUAUAUAUAUGGCAUGUUUUAAACAAAAAGAAAACACUGAAGACAUCUGCGGCAAAAUAUAAAACACUGAUAUCACUUAUUUAUAUCAGUGUAGCACUGGAACUUCAUGGAAAUGAUUCAGCACUAUGAAUUUACACAGAAAGCGUUAUUCUACUUUGAUGUACGUUGAGAAUGCAAAUUUUAAAUUCUUGUUGCUGGGCAACCUUAAAAAUGGAACUGUGAAGGUCUUGCAUCUGUUUUCCCAGAAAGAGACUCCAUACAUCACUUUUAUUGUUCAAUCAGCAAUGUUUGCAAUCAUUUAACAAACAAUGGCAAGCACAUUUAGUGACACGUUUCUCUGUGUAAAUCAAGGUGGCUAAAACGAAGGCCAACUGGCAGAGGAAAAAUAGUGCUUGUGUUGCACAAAGAAUACAUAACUGUAAAUAGUUUUGGGGAAAGCAAAAAAAAAAGAAAAAAGAAAAAAAAAAAAGAAAAAAGCAUGAAUCCCUGGGGAUGGGGUUAGAGGAAUGGAAACAAGUGAUAGGAUUAAAAAUAAUAAUAAUAAUAUUACAUACUACAUAGGAUUAAAAAGGCCCCUUGCUAUA
Messenger RNA from Xenopus laevis (African clawed frog), 2993 nucleotides. It is a transcript of the gene plppr3.S, whose product is annotated as phospholipid phosphatase related 3 S homeolog. Gene Ontology annotation, molecular function: phosphatidate phosphatase activity. Lineage: Eukaryota; Metazoa; Chordata; Amphibia; Anura; Pipidae. The coding region runs from base 275 to 2389 and encodes 704 amino acids. The record is from RefSeq and is a predicted model, not a curated record. Gene Ontology annotation, cellular component: membrane; plasma membrane. Gene Ontology annotation, biological process: signal transduction; phospholipid dephosphorylation; phospholipid metabolic process. The transcript has 9 exons.